AUGAGUCCAGGCCUCCUCCACAGUAACACCAAAGUGAUGAAUUCUAGCAGUCCCCCUGCUACUCUUAGGAGUGCAGGAGUUCCCAUUCAGAGCUCUGUGGGGUCCAUUACUGACUGCAUCCAGCCAGCCCAGCAGCCAGCUCGCUGGCCAGAUGAUAUGGUGUCAGGAGACCUUCAGAGACUGCCACAAGGCAGAAGCCAACUGCGGCCAUUCUCCCAGACCACUUGUGCGGACCAGAGACCAUCGAGGAAGUUUCAAGUGAUCAUCUGUGUGCUGCUUGUGGAGCUGUGUGAAAGAUUCACUUUCUUUGGGAUUGUUUGUAACAUGAUUCUUUUCUGCACUGUGAAGCUGGGCUAUGAUAACUACCUGGCCGCCACAGUCAACCUGUGCUUUAUAGGCACCAGCACCUUGACCCCUGUUCUGGUUGGGUGGUUUGCUGAAACUUGCUUAGGAAGGACAAAGGUGCUCUAUUUGUGUUCUUUCCUUCAUUUCCUUGGCACAGCCAUGCUGCCUGUUGUGGCCUUCCCAUUUAAAGAUUUCUACAUUGACACUCAUCACAUAACCCACCAGCUGGAACCUCGGGAGCAACAGAUCUUGUUCUAUACUGGCCUCCUGGCUGCUGCACUGGGUAUCGGAGGGAUCCGGGCCAUCCUCUGUCCCAUGGGAGCCUACAGCCUGCAAGGCUACAACCAGCACCAGCUCCUCUCUUUCUUCAGCUGGUUUUACUGGCUGGUGAACCUGAAUUCCACUGUUGUGUUUCUGGGUAUUGCUUACAUCCAGCAGUCUGUGGCUGAAAACCUGGGCUUCCUUAUCCCCUUCACCUCUGUGCUUCUGACUCUUAUCGCCAUACACAUGAUGCGCAACAAACUCACCUACAAACCCAAGAAAGGUAACAAAAAGAGACACAAACAGGUAUUCAGACUCUCUCUUGUUUGCACAUAAACUAGGAGAUCACAUCAGAUUAAGCCAGCCAUGUUCCUCCAUGUUUCCAUCAUAGGUGAUUCCUUACGGACCACACUGGGAGUCUUCCUGAACUCUUUCAAAAUGUGCUGCCUCCACUCUCGCCAUCUGAGUGGAGAUGUAGCAUCUUGGCUGGACCGGGCCAAGGAGAACAAUGGAGGCCGUUACAGCGAGACACAUGUAGAGAACGUCAAAGUCCUGGCCAAGCUCUUCCCUCUAUACGGGCUUCAGCUGCUGUACAGAGCCUGCAUCACACAGAUUCCCUCGGGUUACUACAUACAGACCAUGAACUCAAACCUUCACCUGAACAACCUCUUGUUGCCCAUCGGUACAAUGAAUGUGAUCAGCAUCUUGCCUCUGCUGCUUUUAGCUCCGCUGAUUGAGUGUGUGACAACUUGCUACCUCUCCAUGGAAAAAACACCUCUAGCACCUGCAAAAGUCAUCAGUAAGUAUUUCCACACAUGCACACUCCCCCGAUGCACACGUCAUUUUUGUCUCUCUUGCUCUUCAACAGUGCCUCUCUCCUCCUCCCUCUUUUCUCCUGUAAUCAUAACCCCCACUCUGCAGCCCCCUCUCUCAUCACCCCACCCUGUCCAUCCUCCCCUUCCAGCUCUAGGCCAUGCAUGUGCUACUCUGUCAGUCCUGGUGGCAGGUUUGUCUGAGCUGCAGAGGAAGGCUUACCCUCUGGUGCAGCAGACUCUGUCUGGGACAGUUCUGCAAGUGUCGUCCAUGCCAUGUUUCCAGCUGGCACCUCAGUACAUCCUGCUUGGUCUUGCUGAGACUCUUGUCACCCCUGCAUGCUCCCUCAUAUCUUUUCAGCUGACCCCUAGCCACAUCAGAGGGAUCUCACUGCACUUCCUCACCUUGUCCUAUGGAGGCGGCUGCUUUCUCGGAGCCUUCAUCAUUCAGCUGGCAUACUUUAUCUCUGGAGGUAACUUCUACCCAAACACACUGCAUGAUGGGAAUCUGGAGAGGUUCUUCUUCCUCCUGGCCGCACUGAUGAUGAUCAAUACCCUGGUGUUUUGGAGUGCGUCUCACAGGUACAGUACUAUCUCUAACUGCCUGGUCUAGGUGGAAAAACAUUACACUUAGACUUAUCAUUUUGCAUAAUGA
Monopterus albus (swamp eel) is the source of this 2073-nucleotide messenger RNA. RefSeq names its product solute carrier family 15 member 5 (gene slc15a5). The transcript is spliced from 6 exons. Gene Ontology annotation, biological process: transmembrane transport. The record is from RefSeq and is a predicted model, not a curated record. Lineage: Eukaryota; Metazoa; Chordata; Actinopteri; Synbranchiformes; Synbranchidae. Gene Ontology annotation, cellular component: membrane. Gene Ontology annotation, molecular function: transmembrane transporter activity.